CACGGCUGCAGUGCUAGAAACACGAUUGAGAGAGAGAGACACGAUUGAGGGUGAGGAGAAAAGCAGUGGUGAUAUCGUGUGCAUGUAUAGCAUUGCUCAGUGAAGACAAACAACCAGAGAGAGAGCUGCUGGCAUUGGUGGUGGUGGUGGGUGGUUGAGAGAGAGAGAGUUGUGAUAAUCAUUGGUUUGUACGUUGGUACAGUAAGAAGUUUGUACUGGUAGAUAUAUAUCAGUGGCGUCUUUCUGAAAAUAAAUUACAAAACUAGUGUAAAUCUUAAAAUAAUAUUAUUACAUAAUAUAAAUAAACAUAAGGACAGUAAAGUCGUUAGUUCCUAUAAUGACUCCCGCCAAGACUUGUUCCAUUUUCCUGUAUGCACGGAUGACGCUUAGUUUUUUGUAAGACAAAUCAAAUGAUGAAAGAGAAAUUUACAAAAUGCAUACUGUCCUGGAGAAUAAAAAAUGAGUCUGUUUGAUAUUAUAUUCAGAAUCGAUGAAAUUUGUAAGAAGUACGACAAGUAUGACAUUGACAAACAACGAGAGCUCAACGCCCAUGGUGACGAUGCCUUUGCUCGCCUUUACGCCACCUUCGAAGAUCAAAUUGACUCCACUAUCCAGAAAGCUGAGAUGGCGAGUAUGGAAACAAACAGGGCUAAAUCUGUAGCAAUGAAUGCUGAGAUUCGUCGAACAAAGGCACGCUUACUCGAUGAAGUUCCCAAAUUGGCUAAAUUGUCACAAAAGAAGGUUAAAGGGCUUUCGAAAGACGAUUUAGCUGGGCGCAGUGAUCUGGUGUUGGCAAUGCCCGAGAGAAUACAAGCAAUUCCUGAUGGAACUGGUGCCGCCGCAGCCAGUAAAAGUGGAGGCCGGGUUACAUCAUCUAAUAAGAACAACAUCAAUUUUGAAACAGAUGGAAACUUUACUGAAGGAUAUUUUGCUGAGAGUGAAGAAUCAAGCCAAUUUCGAAAUGAAUAUGAGACGAGGAAAAAGAAACAGGAAAUUUACUCUCCUUAUUUUUAUAGUUUGGAUGUUAUAUCUGAGGGUUUAGACACAUUAAAAAAUCUGGCCAAUGACAUGAACGAGGAAUUGGAUAAACAAGUUCCACUGAUCGAUGAUAUCGAAACCAAGGUGGAUCAAAACUCCGCGGCCUUGAAAAGUACUAAUGUCAGGCUGAAGGAACAACUUGAUCAACUAAGAUCUAGCCGAAACUUUUGCAUGGACAUAAUUCUGUUAUGUGUCAUUCUGGGAAUUGCAAGCUACCUGUACGACAUAUUGAGCUAAGCGCUGGCUACUCGUGAUGACUGCACUCUCCGCUGGUUCUUCCUCUAUGCUGCUUUUACAAUGUUUUGACAGAGCAGCCGAGUUUUUAAUCUUUAUGCUCAGAAGCAAGCUGGUCUCUUGUUGUUUGUUAUAUUGCAAGUAAACAGUAUGUUGAAGCACGCUUGUACUGGAUUUCAACUGAUAAGCAUAAUUAACUUGAGGUUC
Daucus carota subsp. sativus is the source of this 1479-nucleotide messenger RNA. RefSeq names its product syntaxin-71. Gene Ontology annotation, biological process: vesicle fusion; intracellular protein transport. The record is from RefSeq and is a predicted model, not a curated record. Gene Ontology annotation, molecular function: SNAP receptor activity; SNARE binding. Gene Ontology annotation, cellular component: SNARE complex; membrane; endomembrane system. NCBI's taxonomy places the organism in Eukaryota, Viridiplantae, Streptophyta, Magnoliopsida, Apiales, Apiaceae. The transcript has 9 exons. Bases 460 to 1275 code for a protein of 271 amino acids.